This is a messenger RNA of Labeo rohita (rohu), 3036 nucleotides long. RefSeq lists its product as uncharacterized. Bases 609 to 1385 code for a protein of 258 amino acids. The record is from RefSeq and is a predicted model, not a curated record. The transcript is spliced from 3 exons. NCBI's taxonomy places the organism in Eukaryota, Metazoa, Chordata, Actinopteri, Cypriniformes, Cyprinidae.
CUUCUCUAUUAUAGAAGUAAUACUAACAUUAAUAAUUGUAUGUAUUUGGGAGUGUGGUCAUUACUUCCCAUGCUUGAUGGCAGAUUUUCUUCAUUAAAGAGAUUUAUAGUAUAAUCCUAAUUUCUUUGUCUAGUUGUAAACUGGUUCUUUUACCUUGCUUUUACCACUGUAUGUUUCAUAAAAUAAGAAACAAAGUUAUAUUUUUAGACUAUUAUUUUCUGGUAUGCCAAAAAAUGAAUGUUAAUUUAUAUUGUCUGAUAUUAACAGUAUUUUAAACAUUAAAUAAAGUACAAUACAGCUGUAUGUGUACAGUAUAAGAUUCGUUGGAACACAGAAAGAGUAGUCCUUCUUGUUCUGUUUCUCCCCGCCUACAAAAUGACACGCUUGCUUCCUGGAAAGUGGUGUCAACCUUAGCUGAAACUGAAACUUACUGUGAAUCCUGGGCUCCUUGAAUGUGAACAGACUAAGAAGAGCCUAAACUGCUGGAGGACAACAUUUGCUAAAAACACCACUGUUUUCUUUCAUUUGACCACUGAACAAAGAUCUACAGUAGUGUGGAUUAUUCCAGCGACAUUUUGGCCUGCUAGAGAAACCUCUCCUCCCUCUCAAUGGACACCUCAAUGAGAUAUUUUACUGUACCCUCUCUUGAUCUGGAAUAUCUCCUGUCGGUGAAAGGGAAAAUCCAUCAGAAAGGAUUGCAGGAUUCACUCUUGAAAACCAAUCUUGACUUCUCUAUCCAAGCCCUGGAGGCCUUUCCUGCAUCCAAGCGGCAUAACGUCUCACUAACAUUGGAAGGAGAGUACCACCUAGUGCGUCUCACCGCCGGGACACCUGUCCUGUCCUACGUGGUACAUGUGGGCUCAAACGGGCCACAGCUCCACCAAAAGAUCAAUGCAGAAUCUCGACUCACGUCCUCCAGCCUGGCAGAAAGCCACUUUGCAGGACAUCGCUGCCGUGAUGAGUUAGAAAGCUGCUUCGAGCAGGCUAAAAAAGUCCUGGCUGACAAAAACCCAUCAGUUCUGGAUCACAUGGAGCUCAAGAUCACAUGUGGAGAGCUGCACCUCACAUACAGCACCAAUCAGCCUCUGCACACCGUCCACAUCCAGCCACGCCGUAGAGUUUCCUUGGGCAAAAUGCUGUCCCUAGAGAAGAUCCUAGAGACAAAGAUGCACCUGGAGAAAAGUGGAGAGAUGAGGAAAGACCUGCUGACAUGUUUUCACUACUUGCUGCAGCACUCUAACCAGUAUCUGGAGGAGAACAUGCAAAUCAUUCUUCAGGGUGAUGGGGAGAUGCUGGAGUUUGUCAAGGGCGGAUCAGACAACUAUAUGACUCAGUACUUAAUCUUCACAGAUGCCCAGAACAAAGCUCACAGUCAGCGGGUCUAGGACAUGGACUUGUGGAUGCAUAAUUAGGAAUCAUGGAACUGUUGCUUCCAUCUCUGUUAUAGAGGAGAACACCAGGCAUAUUAGGUUAUUUUUUAUUGAAGGAUGCAUAACUAAAAUAACAUAAUACUAACAUUAAUAAUUGUAUGUAUUUGGGGGUGUGGUCAUUAUUUCCCAUGCCAGAUGGCAGAUUUUUUUUUUUUUAAUGGACAGAUUUAUAGUAUAUUCCUGAUCUCUCUGUCCAGUUCUUUUACCAUGCAACUGUAUGUUUAAUAAAAUCAGAAAUAAAGUUCCGUCAUGACAACUCUCGGAAGGAUUGGCAUGGUAAUGUACAUGACAAUGUUAAUGUGUUUGGUCUUGGUGGAAUAGAUUUGCUACGCUGCUGCUGCGGCAGAGCAAGUACCGAGACUUGCUUAUGACAAUACAUCCACAACAUGCUGCUAUAAGCAUGUAAGAAAUACUGCUGCUCCACAUAUAACAUACACAAAAUAACCCCCAUAUAGCAUAUAUGAAUCACCCCAUAGCAGAUCGAUACAGGUGGAGCUGGGGAAGGUGGAGGGUUUCUGAAGCAAGCUGCAACUGCUACAGCAAUACAGGAGAGAACCAAUCAGCUGUGCCAUGUGAUAAUGAUGUCAUUAUGUCAGACUGAUUUAGACCUAUCGGACUGCGCUAUCUAGAGUUUCAUGCCAGAACUUGUAUUUCUGUCAUGACAACUCUUAGAGGGAUUGGCAUGGUAAUGUCCAUGAAAAUGUUAAUGUGUUUGGUCUUGGCGGAAUUGAUCUGCUACGCUGCUGCUGUACUGAGUACCGAGACUUGCUCCUGCCAAUACAUCCACAACAUGCAGCUGUUAGCAUGUAAGAAAUAAUGCUGCUGCACAUAUACAUUAAAUAACUCCCCACAAAGCAGGAGACAUAUAAUGGACAAUACAAGCCAAAAACAUGAACAAAAAAGCCCCAACAAACAGAUCUAUUGCCAAGACAUAUGUACUGCUGCUGUACAUAUGAGCCAUUUGAACCGCAUGUAUUGCUAUCUAUGUGUGCCUGGGCUAUCACACUGACCGGCUUAACAUUAAUAGCCUAUGACUAUGUGUGCCUGGGCUUCCACGCCAACUGGCUUAACUCUAAUUAGACAUAAUAUAAACAGUCUUCCUUUGUUUUCUGAAGUACACAGCACAGCCAGAACACAUGUCACAUGAACACAUUCCUCUGAACUACACUACCCAUGAUGCAUUUCAUUUGGGACUACAACAACCGUAGAUAGUGAUCUUAAGUGAUAACUCUUAUUUCUCUUCUUCCAUAACAAUGUCAUUAAUAUGACAGUGAGAAGCGUGUGCUUCUGACACUGUGUGUGUAAUGGCUCAUAUCUGCGUUGUGUGUAAUAACUAAGACAACCAACACCAUUUCGUGCCUCGGGUGGAUCAUUUAAUUCUGUUAAAACAUAUUCAAAUGAAGUGAUCAGUUCCACAGCAUUCUUACACGAUGUCCACUCUCUUUGCUGGUGUGAAUAUUACUGUAACAUUUUCAAGAGUAGAUACACAACACAAAACAGUUUCCAACAUGCCGCCAGCCAAUGAACAGGGAGUGCGGUUCUAUUAUAAUUAAAGGGCCAUACACAUAUAAUAACCAAAGCAAGUGGAAACACCUUUUUGAACUUG